Racocetra persica is the source of this 597-nucleotide messenger RNA. The record is from the annotation of a GenBank genome assembly. NCBI's taxonomy places the organism in Eukaryota, Fungi, Glomeromycota, Glomeromycetes, Diversisporales, Gigasporaceae.
CGAGAAUGUAUCACCAAGGAAUACAUAUAUCUGAACGCGAAUUUCUUGAGCUUCGACGUGUAGCUAUUCAUGCUGCCCAAAAUUCUCAAUCACUUAUUAUUCUUCCAUGUCACAAAUCUCAUAUCGAUUAUCUUGUUAUUUCUUACAUAUUUUACCGUUUGGGCCUCGCCCUUCCGCAUAUUGCCGCGGGUGACAAUCUUGACAUGCCUAUUGUCGGUAAAGUCCUUAAGCGCGGAGGUGCAUUCUUUAUUCGACGAACAUGGGGUGAUGAUCAACUUUAUGGCAGUAUUGUAAAGGAGUACUUAGAGUGCUUAUUGGAAAGUGGCCAUAGUAUAGAAUGUUUUAUUGAAGGAACAAGAAGUCGUACAGGGAAGCUUUUACCUCCUAAGCUUGGUAUCUUAAAAAUCAUUUUCGAAUGUAUAUUGUCUGGCAGAGCCAAAGACUGUUGGAUAGUACCAGUGUCCUUGCAAUAUGAUAAAGUAAUUGAGACCGAGACGUAUGUUAAUGAGCUGUUGGGUAGUCCUAAGGCAAAGGAAACUUUAUGGAGUGUUGUAACAAAUACUAGACUAUUACAAUUGAAAUGGGGACGCAUAGAUG